CAGUUAUUCAAAUUGUAUGUGUACCUGCAUUGCCUUUUUCUUGAAAUGUACAGGUGUGCGACUAGUCCUGUGUCUGGCAAGUUACUAAAGGGGUGGUUUAGCUAAAUGGAAAUGAUGUCAACCUUCAAUUUAUCUGAUCAGAGGAAGUAACCAAAACUUUCUGCAGAGGUAUUUUCUCUCCGCUAUUAACCAUUUAGCUGGUUGAAGAGCGCGUUUGUUCCUGUUCGUUCUGACGCAAGCUUUAGCAGUUCUUUUAAGAUACUUUUUUUGUUUGUUUGACAAAGUUUUUGAGGAAAAAAAAGGAAGAACAGACCAACUUUCAAAAGAUAGCUGAUGUAGCUAACUUGACAGUGUGCGCCGUGAUAGCAAUCUUUCAAAUUCAUGUUUUGGUAUUGUUGAGGGGGCGUUCUGUCAUCGUUCCAUUUGGUGACUCUUCUACUAAAAAGCGCCUUGCUUUGGAAGCACUUUGGAUCCUGAAACCUGUUCGUUUAUAAAGCUGGAAGGGAACCCGACCCGACUAGUUUAAAUAAACACAAAACGGAACACGUACAAUAAGAGGAAAAACUGAGAGAAAGCUGCCGCUUUAACCAGGGAAGUGUUAUUUCUGAAUUGAAGAACUGAAGCUGUCUUCCCUGCCCCCUGACUAUGGAAACAGAGGCUACAGAUGGCUAUCUUGCUAGUAACGGUGACCACUCUCCCAGAAGAGAACACUCCAGCAUGGUGGUGGACCUGUCCUCAAACACUCCCAAUGGGCAGCACUCUCCAAGCACAAAACUAAUCAAGCUAGAAGCUCACAGUGAGGAGGAGUCUGAGCACAGGGUCCUGGCUCAGGAGGAGGGGGUCCCGAGUGUGGAGGAGGUGGGCGGGAUGGAGGAGCCCCUGAUGGGGAGCCACAAUGGGCUUCACGAACACAGCCAGGAAGCAGAGGGGCCCGGCGACGGAGGAAUCCGACUGCCCAACGGUAAACUGAAGUGUGACAUCUGUGGGAUUCUAUGCAUUGGACCCAAUGUGCUAAUUGUUCAUAAGAGGAGCCACACUGGCGAGCGUCCGUUCCAGUGUAACCAGUGUGGAGCCUCGUUCACUCAGAAGGGGAACCUGCUCCGACACAUCAAGCUGCAUUCGGGAGAGAAGCCCUUCAAGUGCCCUUUCUGCAGCUACGCCUGCCGCCGCCGCGACGCCCUCGCCGGACACCUCCGGACCCACUCUGUGGGCAAGCCGCACAAGUGCAACUGCUGUGGGCGGAGCUACAAGCAGCGCGCGUCCCUGGAGGAGCACAAGGAGCGCUGUCACAACUACCUGCAGAGCGGCCGUCUGGACCCUGCCUCACACGCUGGGGCACUGCAAGUUCCUACCGUUGAAGAGGGGAAGGAACAGGAGCCCAUGAUGGAAGGGAUGUCGCUAGUGCCUUUUGAAAGACCGCCUGUGAUCGAGAGGCUGCACAGCAAUGUAGGGAAACGGAAAAGUACCACGCCUCAGAAAUUCGUGGGUGAGAAACUGAUCCGGUACGGCUACACCGAUAUGCGCUACGACAUGGGCCUCAAGGACGCAGAACUGGUGCAUGCCCACAUGAUGGACCAAGCCAUCAACAAUGCCAUCUCCUACCUGGGGGCCGACUCCCUGCGGCCCCUUGUCCACCACCAGCCUGUGUCCAUGGCGGACGUGGUGCCCAUGAUGAACCCGCUGUACUCUCAGGUUUACCACCCGGGCCGCGUGGAGAGGCCCAGCAGCAGGGAGGCCCCUCCCGUGAACCUAGACUUCCAGGCAGACAGACCUCUCUCCCUCAUCAGACCAAAGAACCCGCCCGCCGAGCACGAGGCCUCGCCCAGCAACAGCUGCCUGGAGUCCAUUGACUCGGAGAGCAGCAGCCACGAGGAGCGCCCGGGCCAUCCCAGCAACCCAGCCUUCAACCCCAAGAGCAGGCGGAGCAGCCCAGCCUACACCAGGGAGGAGCAGAGGGCCCUGGAUGCGAGCAAGGCCUCCGCUGCAGAGGCAGCAGCAGCAACAGCAGCAGGAGUGGCUGUCCCCUCCCUGAGCCCUUCCAGAAACCAGUACAGGGUUUACAGCGGGGAUGGGGAGCAGGUCAAGGCCUUCAAGUGCAAGCACUGUCGGGUCCUCUUUCUGGACCACGUCAUGUACACCAUUCACAUGGGCUGCCAUGGUUACAAAGACCCUCUGGAGUGCAACAUCUGUGGGUACCGGAGCCAGGACCGCUACGAAUUCUCAUCUCAUAUCGUUCGAGGAGAGCACACAUUCCGCUAGGCACUGAGCCAAAGGACACAAAUGAAGUACAAAAAAUAUGUGUAUACAUAUGUAUAUGUGUGUACAUAUGUCUAUGUACAUACAAUAUACAGGUAUGUAUAAAACAGUCUAGGAAGGUCUGCACUUAGAAAUCUGAAUUAUUUUACUUUUAUAAUUUCAACUUCCAACAAACAAUCUAAAGGAAGAUGUUAGGAGUGGGAGAGAGGGCUUCUUAACUGUUGCUUGGGAUUGCAUAAUACCCUGUUUUUUUUUGGGAGGGGGGGGGUUUAUGUGUAUUUUCUGUAGUUCUGAGCUUCCUCUAAGUUAGUCAUACAGUAUGAAUCUUCCUCACCAGAGCAGCUAUAGACAGAUUUGAUUCUGUUGCAUUAAUUUAUACCCUCUUAAUUCUUUCUGUCAUAAGAAUUUGCCUCAAGACAAAAUGCCUUUCCUUUAAGUAAAUGUAGUUUUUAGUUGCAAACAGGAGAGAUCUGUCAGUACUGAUCGGACACAAAUUAAUCGGGUGAGUGUAUUUUCUUAUUUUUUUAAAUCAGAAAAGCGCACUUAAUAUGUUUUUGCAUGGAGGGAUUUUUGUAGGUCUCCUGGUAUUAGUUUUAGUUGAGUUCAGUGGCCACCCUUGAGAGUGAAAUGAUUAUUAAUUCAGACUUAAGCUUUGGUGCCACUAUUUGUCUCUUGUUUGCAGCAGCAAAGGAAGAAGGGAGAAGCACACAGUGGUUAUGUAAUCCCCAGACAUAUGUACCUAUUUAUACUUUGUGUUGCAGUUGUAUGUUUGUAUCAUUGUUAACUGUAAGCAUUACUGUAAGCAAGUGAUGGCUCACUUUGCUUGUGGUACUUUCUGUUUUACUCAAGAUGAGGGAAUAUGAGCCAGUUUGAUGUUAUACUGGGAGCCGACAGUCAUUUCACAAUGUGGGCAUAUCACUCAACUCUGGCACUGGGUAGACGUAGCUAGAAGCAGUUUGAAAGCACAUCUUAUAAAAGAUGGGUGAGAUUUCCAGAUCUUACUGUAGCGCAGCUUACAGUAACCUCCUUGCAUACUUCUUAUCAGGCAGUUCAGCUCAGAUACAAGCUAACAGUUUCAAACCCUAGUGGUCUAAACGGUGGAGUCUCUGGUGACAAGGCAUCAACCACACCGCAGCUCCUCAUUGAAGCAUUAGACACCAGUUCAUAAAUUAGCCUCUCUUGCCAUCAUAGACCAAAUCAGAAUUCAUUUUAACUCUUUUACUACACGAUGCCUAGGUAUCCUCUAAUGGCUCCGGUGGAUUGUAAAGCAUAGUAUUUAAAGAGCAAGCGAGAAAGACAUGUCCGAUUGGGGUUGUUUACUGAAAACAGUACUGUAAGCACCCUUAAACCGUGAAACCCUCCUUACAUUUCUAACAAUGUCAUUCAUUAUUUUAUAAAAUAAGAGAAGAUUUUAGCUGUUUUAUUUUUAUACACUGUCAUAUAAACAGUAUUUAUCAGCUGAGGUUUUUACAAUGCACAUCAGCUAGAGUAUCUGACACUGGUUCAUUUCAAAUUCAAAUCUUUCCCAGAAAAAACUCCCUUUCGACACAUACUGUACACAUGCAAUGUAGUGUACGCACCUCAAUGCUAAAACUACAUCUUUCAUGCAGGCGGUCAUUAUAGACAGGUUUGAUGGCACUUCAGGGGUUGUAGGUGCUCUUUAGCGUCUUCAAGACUUGAGUUUUAUGUUUGCAAUGUUUCUCGUGCAUACAUGACUGGCAUUGAGAUUCUGGCACUUGAAGGUUUUUAAUUACCUCACUGGCAUCAAAUUUAGAAAACUUUCAGAUAAGGGAACACGGCUUUACUGUGAAACCUCAUUUCUAUAAACCAUUCAGGUCUUCACUCUCCAUAUGAAGCGGCUGUAUUCUACUUGUAGGGUUUUAUUGAAGGCGAUCAUUAACAUGUUCUGUUUGGAAGCACUGAGCAAUUGGCUAAACUCAUUAGACGCAGGACUUUUCCAAGAGCUUUUCCAAAAUAAUAACCCAAAUCCAUGCAGGACCUAAGAUAGGUCAAGGUACUGUCUGGCCAACCAGGUGUAAACCAGCCUCUCCUUCCUGGUUGGGACCCAACAGGUUCUGGGUUACCUGGUGGCAAGUUUAGCAGAACUAAUUGAUUAUGAAUGGGUUGCAUUCAGUUUUCCCUUACUAUGCACUUGCCAAAAACAAUCAGUAAUUAAUGUAACUAGGAUACAUACAGAUUUUUAAUUUAAUGAAAUGUUUUUGUUUUAAUUUUACAUUGGGAGUGAAUUACCAGCCCGGUGUUAUGCUGCUGCCUAAGAAUAUUGUAUAAUAACUGUUUUUCAAUAACCUUUGCAGGGAAUAGAAAUACGACUCCUGUUGCAUAGGACUUUGAUUCAUUCCAGUUUAAUAAGACACACCUGAGCUUGUUACGUAUACACUCUGGUUAAUCAUGCUCAUUGUAAAAGCUGGAAUGGGUGAAACUGCUGUGCAAUCAGAGUCUUAUUUCCAUCCCUGCUUUGUUGGACUGUGUUUAAGGUCCCUGCAGAUCUGCACUGGUUAGUGACAAGAGGACGGUCAUGCAGUACCAUGUUUAUUUCACCUUGAGGAUGAACACUUAUGUAAUUACAACCUCAAGACUGAAGAAAGCAUGGUGCAAGAAAUGAGAAAUUAUGAACAAAAAAAACAUUAAUUGUAAAUCUGGUUGUUGCAAAGGGACUUUCCAAUGAAUGAUGUCUGUUCUUCAAAUGAAGAUUGGAACAGAGUCAUGUAGCCAGUUCUGUGUCGUGUAGCUGAAGCUGUAACAAGGGGAAGGAUUUGUUUGUACGUUUUUUGUUUGUUUGUUUGUUUAGUCUUUUUGUUACAACAUUUUUAAACUGUGAUAAUUUUGACUGAUUUAUUUUUAUUCAUGAAGCACUGUCAUUUCUGAAAUUGGGGUCACAUCAUGUAGCUGAGAUACAUAAUACAUGUGCGUGCACACAAACACACACACACACACACACAAACGCACACACACACACACAGAACUAUUGAUGGCACUACAAGUGCUCAUUUGUGUUGAUUAAGAUUAAGAAAGGAAGUCUUAAACUCAUAAGGUGCAGUAAGCACUACAGCUGCAUGUGUAGGUCUUGCUCACUCCCACAGUUACCGAACAACACCAAGAGGUCUUGUCAAUUGUUGAUGAAAUGUGCAUAUUUCUAUUUGAAACCUCUUGUUACACUAGAACAAGUCUAGAAUCUAGAACAAGUUCAUUUACUUUAGUCUUAUGUUUUAUUUAGUCUUUUAGUUUUUGGGGAGGUGUUUUUCUUGUUGAUAAUGUAUUAGAUUUAUAAGCUGUUUACAUAUUUUUGUACUAAAAAUGUAGUGUUAUAUAUUGGGCAUAAAUAUAUGUAAACGCUUGAAAAAAAGAUCAAAUGGUGCCGCUGUGUAACACACUCAUUUUUGGACUAGGGUACCUGCCUGUUUCCUUUGCUUAUUUAAUGGUGCAAUUAUAUAUGUGCUUUUUAUUAUUUUCUUUUCUUGGUUUGGUUGUAAAUGUUCUUAAAAAUGAUGUAGCCUAUUAUGCAUAUCUUUUUUUCAUGAGAGACUGCAAGCUUUGGAUAGGUAUAUGAGUAGUGAGUUGUAAAAUAUGGAGAGAUAUAUAUUUUUUUAAAUGCUUUUAAAAGACUUCGCAGAGGGUUCUUUUAAAAAUGUAGCUUUCUUUCUGAAAAAUUGUCGUGAUCAGGGGGAGUUUUGAAAACGAUAGCAUGCUGUAUUGCAGUUCAACAUGUUUGACGGGUUAUUCGAGACGCUGGUGGAACUUAUUUUCGAAAGUUUCUUCUGUUAUGUCUGAUGUGUGGGUUAGAAAUAAGAAAUCAAACUCAUUGCAUUGCUGUUUGAGAUACUUCAGAUUUCACAAUGAGCCUGUUGUUAAUCACGCCUGAGCUGGAAUAAACCAACCACAGAGGCAUACUCUACCAGGCUCAACCAUAAUUCAUGAAGCUCACAAUAAAGUGUUGAAUGGCUUGAGUCUUGUUUUCAUCCCUGGCUGAUGAGCACCAUUUCGUAGCCUGCCACGAUAUCUCCGAAAUGCUUUACACAAGUCGUGUCAAAAUAUCCAAAGACACUGAUGUCAAAAGGUGUGGACUGUAUCUUCCACAGACUGGUCCCUGUCUUAACCCUUUGAAUCCCAGCUGAGAAUGGGUUCUGUGAGCCUGGUAGAGCAGCAGAGUCAGGAGGCAUUUUUGAUGUUAGUUUUAUUUUUAGUUCAAGAUAUUUUAGCGGUGUGAAGUGGCCUUAUCCCUAGGCCAAGGGUUGGAUAUUUAAUGAUUAGGCAUGGGCACCAGUGCCUUUUGGGUCUGUGAUGUUUACAGAGCAGAUGGGUUCUUGGUUGUGCACAAGGCAGAGCGGUAACGCUGUGCUCACAUGUUGCUUUACAGGCAUGCAUGUUAUCACAUGCAAGGUGGGCUCACUGUCUCGUUUGUUUAGCUGGUAUAAGCAUACUUGUUCACAUCACGUGUAUAUAUAUAUAUAUAUAUAUAUAUAUAUAUAUAUAUAUAUAUAUAGAACACAUUUAAGAGAAAUACACAAUUAAUACAUUCUCCACAGAAUCAAUUUCCAGGACACAUUUCGUUUUUUUUUUUUUUUUGUGAUUUGUGAUAAGAGAUAUUUCAGUUCUUGUUUUACUAAAAUAAAUUCGGUCCCUGAGGUGUCAACUCAGUUCUAUUAAGGGGACCAGUUUGCUUUGGAAGAUAACUGCCAUUUACAGAACCCGGGUUCAAAUGCUCUAAAAGCACUGCUUUAACACCUGCAUUGCUUCCCUGUGGCAAUAAUCAGUCAGACUUUCCAGGUGAUGUUUGUCAGUUAAGAAUAUUAUUAGCACAGGGUUAUUUUUGUAUGUCCUCCUGUGUCUAGAGGUUUCAGAAUCAUACAACAGUGCUGUGUGUCUUUAUCAAAUCCAUCCACAGUGUGUUUCUAUAUCCUCAUUGUUUCUGACUUGUUACAGAUGGUACUGCUUAUAAGAGUCUGUGUACAGUUAUUUUAUGUCAAUAUUAUUUACAGGUCAAAGCAGUGUUUAUAUUCAGUAUACUUGUACUGUACUAGCGCUGACACCUUUAAACCAUAUUACUUUCAUGUUAAAGUUUUAGGUACAUUUGAAAACAAUAUAAGUACAUUUAUUAAAACUGCAUGAUAUUUUGAAGAACAAAAAAAGAAAAUGGUUUCCAUCAUACAUACAGUUGCAGCUAAUUAAGAAUGAAUGGAUAUUGGUGGCAAGGGGCUCGUUAUAGGAAUUUAAAUAAUGGAUGUUUUUGUUUCACACAUUUGAAACUGCUACCCUCAUACAGAGCUAAAGAAGUGCAUUUUUUCAUUAAAGUGCAAUAGUGUUUUUUUUUUUUUCUCUUUCUGAAUCGUUCUAAUGUAUAAGUAGUUUUUUGAAAAUGGAAGUAUAUGAGAACCGAUUUUGGAAUCUGUUAAAUACUGCAAACUAAUUGGACUGGAAGAAAUGGUUGCAGAAUGGUACUCAUUUGAAUAUGGGUUUUGCUGUUACUGUUUUGUAUUGAGUGCACACUGGAAUAAAUGUAGGGAAUCUCAGGUACAUUCACCUGCAGUGUGUGGUUGUGAGUUAUUCCCUUUGCUGUUCAUGUUUUAAACAGACAUGUGAACCGACGCUGAAUUUGUGCAUAAGUUGAUACUAAAUUACAUACAAAUAUGUUAAACCCCAACUUAUAUUAUGAAUUACUUAUGA
Messenger RNA from Acipenser ruthenus (sterlet), 7938 nucleotides. RefSeq names its product zinc finger protein Helios. Bases 646 to 2259 code for a protein of 537 amino acids. Gene Ontology annotation, biological process: regulation of transcription by RNA polymerase II. NCBI's taxonomy places the organism in Eukaryota, Metazoa, Chordata, Actinopteri, Acipenseriformes, Acipenseridae. The record is from RefSeq and is a predicted model, not a curated record. Gene Ontology annotation, molecular function: DNA-binding transcription factor activity; RNA polymerase II cis-regulatory region sequence-specific DNA binding. The transcript has 8 exons.